Uloborus diversus is the source of this 1359-nucleotide messenger RNA. Its product is annotated as hexokinase-2-like. Gene Ontology annotation, molecular function: mannokinase activity; glucokinase activity; fructokinase activity. The record is from RefSeq and is a predicted model, not a curated record. Bases 1 to 1359 code for a protein of 452 amino acids. Gene Ontology annotation, biological process: glycolytic process; intracellular glucose homeostasis; glucose 6-phosphate metabolic process. Gene Ontology annotation, cellular component: cytosol; mitochondrion. NCBI's taxonomy places the organism in Eukaryota, Metazoa, Arthropoda, Arachnida, Araneae, Uloboridae. The transcript has a single exon.
AUGGCUUCUGAGUUGGAACAGAUGGAUGCGAUAUUAGAUAAGUUUGUUCUCGAUGAUGACACCCUUUUCAAAGUUUCUUCAUUGUUACUGCAACAAAUGGAAAGAGGCUUGAGCGCAGAACAUAAUAGUAUUGCUACUGUAAAGAUGUUCCCUACUUAUGUUACUUCAUUUCCCAAUGGCAAAGAAACAGGUAGAUUUCUUGCAUUAGAUUUGGGUGGAAGUAACUUCCGAGUUUUGACCAUAGAGAUGCAAACUGACGUAAAAAUUGCUGGUAAUAUUUAUAGCAUACCUGAAGAAAUCAUGAAAGGGCCUGGAAAUAAGCUCUUUGACUUUAUUGUAAAUUGCUUGGAGAAAUUGUUAUUGGACGUUGAUCAGAUUAAAGAUACAUUACCACUCGGUUUUACUUUCAGCUUCCCCUGUGUACAACAUUCUUUAACAAGUGCAACUCUUGUAUUUUGGACAAAAGGAUUCGAAUGUUCAGACGUAGAAGGAAGAGAUGUCGUUCAACUACUCAACGAUGCCAUUCAACGUAGCGGGAAAAUCAGUGUCGAAGUGAUUGCUUUUGUCAAUGACACCACAGGUACUCUGACAACUUGUGCUUAUAAGGACGAAAACUGCAAAGUAGGUUUAAUAGUUGGGACAGGUUGUAAUGCUUGCUACGUGGAAGACACAAAAAACAUUCACACAUUACAGCCUGGUUAUGAGGAUCGGGAAAAAAUGAUUGUGAACACUGAGUGGGGUGCAUUCGGCGAUGAUGGUUGCCUGGAUUUUUUGAGAACGAAAUUUGAUAAGGAAAUUGACAAGGAGUCGUGCAACAAGGGAAAGCAAGUGUUCGAGAAGAUGAUUUCUGGUAUGUACAUGGGAGAAAUCGUUCGAAAAGUUUUAGUUGAGUUUGACGAGAAAGGACUGAUUCCACAGAGAUUGCCCAAUAGAGUUAGAGAGCAAGGUUCAUUCAAGAGCAAAUAUGUUUCUCACAUUGAAGAAGAUGGCGAAGGAUUGUACCCCAAAACGAAAAGUGUUCUGUGGAAAUUAGGCUUCAUUGAAACACCAGAAGAAGAUUGUGAAAUUCUAAAACGGGUGUGCAGACGUGUCUCUACAAGGGCAGCGCAUUUAGUUUCGGCGGCUGUUGCCACGUUGCUGAACAAAAUGCAAAGACCCGAAACGACGAUUGGCGUUGAUGGAUCUGUGUAUAGAUACCACCCAUUUUUCAAGCAGAUAAUGGAGGAGAAAAUCGCAGAUCUAACUGAUCCAAGAUAUAAAUUUAAACUUAUGUUGUCAGAAGAUGGAAGUGGGCGCGGCGCUGCUUUUGUUGCUGCUGCGGCAGUCAGAGAAAAACGCGAAAAGGACAGAAAAUUAUAA